AUGUUUCAAACCAAGCAACGAAAUAAUAAUGGGGAAGAAAUGGGAAAAUUGUCCUGUACAAUCGAGAUCCAAGCUGCGUUUAUUCUUUCCUCCUUAGUGACCUUCUUAAGUGGACUCCUCAUCUUAUUCCUUUCCCGGCUACUCUGGAAUGGCAUAAAGAAAUGGAAAAACAUCAAGGGAACAGGAAUUCUCUUGAAACUAAUCUUGACAAGGAGCAGCCGUAAUAAACAUUUAAAAAGUCUCUACCUCCAUGGAGUAUUUCGUGAUCGUAUAGAAAUGUUACUUUCAGCACAGACCAUUGUGGGGAAAGUGUUGGUGAUCCUUGUCUUUGUACUAAGCAUUGGGUCUCUUAUAAUCUAUUUCAUCAAUUCUUCUGACCCUGUUGGAAGCUGUUCUUCAUAUGAGGACAAAACCAUCCCCAUUGAUUUGACUUUCAAUGCUUUCUUUACUUUCUAUUUUGGGUUGAGAUUUUUGGCAGCGGAUGACAAGAUCAGGUUCUGGUUAGAAAUGAACUCAAUUGUAGACAUCUUUACCAUCCCACCAACAUUUAUUUCUUAUUAUUUGAAGAGUAAUUGGCUAGGUUUAAGGUUCCUAAGAGCAUUGCGGCUGCUAGAACUCCCUCAAAUCUUGCAAAUGCUGAGAGCCAUCAGGACCAGCAAUGCAUUGAAGUUUUCCAAACUGUUAUCCAUAGUUUUCAGUACCUGGUUCACGGCUGCAGGAUUCAUUCACUUGGUGGAAAAUUCUGGUGAUCCCUGGCUCAAGGGUAGAAAUUCACAGAACUUAACAUAUUUUGAUUCCAUUUACCUGGUCAUGGCAACAACAUCAACUGUUGGCUUUGGAGAUGUGGUAGCUAAGACAUCCCUAGGACGGACCUUCAUCAUGUUCUUCACUCUGGGGAGUUUGAUACUAUUUGCGAACUAUAUCCCUGAGAUCGUGGAACUCUUUCUUACCAAGAAGACAUACACCAGUUCCUAUGAAGUGCUCAAAGGAAAGAAGUUCGUUGUGGUUUGUGGAAACAUCACUGUCGACAGUGUGACUGCUUUCCUGAGGAAUUUUCUCCGUCAUAAGUCAGGGGAGAUCAACACUGAGAUUGUUUUUCUGGGAGAGGUUCCUCCUUCUUUGGAAUUGCAAACAAUAUUUAAGUGCUACAUGGCCUACGCAACUUUUGUUUCUGGAUCUGCAUUGAAGUGGGAGGAUCUGAGGCGAGUUGGGGUGGAAUCUGCGGAAGCAUGCCUGAUCAUAGCCAACCCUUUGUGCAGUGAUUCACAUGAUGAAGACACUUCAAACAUCAUGAGGGUACUCUCUAUCAAGAACUAUCACCCUGAAACCAGAAUCAUCAUAGAGAUACUUCAAUCCCAUAAUAAGGAUUUUCUGCCAAAGAUUCCCAGCUGGAACUGGACUAAUGGAGACAACAUCAUCUGUUUUGCUGAAUUAAAACUUGGAUUUAUCGCCCAAGGCUGUUUGGUGCCAGGCUUGUGCACCUUUCUAACAUCUUUAUUUCUUGAGCAAAACAGUAAGGUUUGUCCUAAAAAGCCCUGGCAAAAAAUCUUCGUAAGUAGCCUGAAGAACAAAAUCCUGACUCAACGUCUUUCUGAUGACUUAGCUGGAAUGACUUUUCCUGAAGUUUCCCUGCUCUGCUUUGAGAAGCUGCACCUCAUGCUGAUAGCCAUCAAACACAAAUCCACGGCUUCCGGUUACUGUGGUCUGAUACUAAAUCCACCUGCACAAGUCAUGUUGCAAAAGAACACAUUAGGGUUCUUUAUUGCUGAAUCUCCAAAGCAUGUCAAAAGAGCCUUCUUUUACUGUGCCACCUGUCACAGUGAUGUGCAUUCUCCUGAGCUAAUUCGAAGAUGUAGCUGCAAAAGCAGGAACCAUCAACACUUCUCAGGGGCAAAAAUAAUGCCAACGUCGACCACCAGCAUGAAGAAACCCUCUGGGACAGCAAUUCGCGGUUUUAUUUCAAGGGAAGAAUCAAGUACGAGUAGCUACUUUAGCUUUGCCAACGGGAGUUUUCUCAAGGAAGAUUCUGACUAUCUUGAUAGCAGCGGCAUGUUUUACUGGUGCAAAGCAACUCAUUUGGAAAAGGUGAUUCUGAAACGAACUGACAAGUCAAAACUUGAGUUUCGGAACCACAUUGUGGCUUGUAUCUUUGGAGAUGCCCACUCAACACUGAUGGGGCUUCAGAAUUUUGUAAUGCCCUUGAGGGCUAGCAACUAUCCUCGGCAGGAGCUGAAGGACAUUGUGUUCAUCGGGUCUCUGGAAUACAUGCAGAGAGAAUGGCGAUUUCUCCGGAAUUUUCCCCAGAUUUACAUUUUGCCUGGCUCUGCACUCUAUACUGCAGACCUCCAUGCAGUCAACAUAGAGGAAUGUUCCAUGUGUGCUGUCUUAUCCUCCCCACCCAUGGCAUCUCCCCAGACUUUAGUAGACUCACAGAUCAUCAUGGCCACCCUCAACAUAGGAUCACUGCGGAUGAGCUGCUCUGCCCGGACACCCUCAGAGGCAGAUGACAUUUCACCCCGCCUCAGUGAAUCUGGGAAGUCAUGGUGCCGAAGAAUCCCCAUCCUCACUGAAUUGAAAAAUCCUUCCAACAUCCACUUUAUUGAACAGCUUGGUGGAAUGGAAGGGCACCUCUCAGGAACAAGCCUGCAUCUAAGCACCUCCUUUUCCACGGGGUCGGUCUUUUCUGGCAGCUUCUUGGACUCCCUCCUGGCCACAGCCUUCUACAAUUAUAAUGUCCUGGAGCUCCUUCACAUGCUGGUGACAGGAGGGAUAAGCUCCCAGAUGGAACAAUAUUUGGAUAAGGAAAUAGUAUGCAGGCCUUCUAACAGCUGCUUUACAUUGUUGUCCAGAAGGAAGCGCUGUAAGCUGGGGCUUCUGUCCUUAAAACAAACCAUUUUGUCGGAUAUUAAACCAAAAAAGACCUUUGGGCAAGUUUUCUGUGGCUUGUUGAAUAAUUUUGGAAUCCUAUGCCUUGGCCUAUACCGCCUGAUAGAUGACCAGGAGCACAAUCCGGAGCACAAAAGGGGAGUAUGCUAGUUUGUGAUUAUCCGGCCAGACAAUGAGUUUAAUCUGCUGCCCUCGGAUCUUGUGUUUUGUGCCAUCCCUUUCAACAUUUAUUGUGAUGGAAAGGAUAAAUCUUCACAUCCAGGUUCUCGUGAAAAUAUAAAUAUAGUACCACAGGCCUCAAAGGCAUCUGCAGACAUAAAUAACCCUCCCACAGCCAACCCAGUUGGCCAGACGACAACACAGCUAUCGAACACACCAGUCCAUUUAUGGGAGCCAAAAACUACCCCCCUUGGUAAUUCUAAGCAAUCCAUUUUUACUCAGAGUGGUGAACUAUCACCCCGGACACAUCCGGAAAAUGAAAACAUGAAGGAGCCCCCUGAGGGGCUACCUGUGCCUAUUCAAACUUGA
Messenger RNA from Myotis brandtii (Brandt's bat), 3414 nucleotides. It is a transcript of the gene KCNU1, whose product is annotated as potassium channel, subfamily U, member 1. Gene Ontology annotation, biological process: potassium ion transport; reproductive process; transmembrane transport. Lineage: Eukaryota; Metazoa; Chordata; Mammalia; Chiroptera; Vespertilionidae. Gene Ontology annotation, molecular function: monoatomic ion channel activity. Gene Ontology annotation, cellular component: membrane. The record is from RefSeq and is a predicted model, not a curated record. The transcript is spliced from 27 exons.